Rhineura floridana is the source of this 3387-nucleotide messenger RNA. RefSeq lists its product as uncharacterized. The transcript has 6 exons. Lineage: Eukaryota; Metazoa; Chordata; Lepidosauria; Squamata; Rhineuridae. The record is from RefSeq and is a predicted model, not a curated record. Gene Ontology annotation, biological process: DNA integration. Bases 1 to 3387 code for a protein of 1128 amino acids. Gene Ontology annotation, molecular function: nucleic acid binding; RNA-DNA hybrid ribonuclease activity.
AUGAACUUCGUCACUGACCUCCCUUCCUCGCAAGGGAAAAUUACAGUGCUGGUAGUAGUGGAUACAUUCACAAAAAUGGUGCACUUCAUUCCGUGCACGGGACUCCCAAAUGCUCAAGAUACGGCCUGUUUGUAUGUGCAGCAUGUGUACCAGUUGCAUGGUCUCCAGGAUGUAUUGGUCUUUGAUCGAGGGGCACAGUUCAUGGCACGUUUCUGGCAAGCAAUGUGGCAAAUCCUGCAGAGUGAGCUGAGACUUUCAUCGUCCCAUCACCCACAGAUGGAUGGGCAAACAGAAAGGGUUAAUGCCAUGCUAGAAGAGUACCUGCAUUGCUAUGUCAACUAUCAGCAGGAUAACUGGGUAUCCUUCUUGCCCCUAGUGGAGUUUAUUUACAACAAUGCCGUACACUCAACUACACAACAGACCCCAUUUUUUGCCAAUCUGGGAUAUCACCCUCAGGCUUUUGCCGCCCCUCGAGCCAGCCCAUUCGUCCUGGCGGCGGAGGAUUUUGUACAAGAGCUUCAGGCUAUACAGCAUCUGUUGAGAGAACAGUUAGAGUGGACCAAGGAGGAUUAUAAGAAGGCUGCGGAUCAGCAUCAGCAGGAAGGAGCCGAGCCUGGACCGUCCCCUGCCCCGCCAGCUCUUUUGAAACCAUUGCAGCCUUGGGCAGGCCGGCCAGAAGCGCGGGUGAGGGCGCGCCGGCCAGAGCCGCCCUGGGACGGGGAAGAGGAGGCGCCGCGGGGCCGCUUGCCAGGAGAUGCCGUACACAAGGGGGCGGCGGGGGCAGGUCCGGCCCGCCUCAGUCCCGCGGGCCUCGCUGGCGCCCGGGUCCGCCUUGCCUGCCUGCAAGGCUGGCAGUCGCACUCCUGCUGCCCGCCUGGCCGCUCCCUGCCAGCCACGUCUGGCGGGGAUCCGGGCGGGGGCGGACGGAGCGCUCUGCAGGAAGCGGUGGAGUGGCGGAAGGGGCCGGGCAGAGACCGCUGGGCCCUUGGUGUGGCUCCCCCGCGGCAGUCCCCGCGCAGGGUCUUCCUCCAGGUCCCUCGCCCAAGCAGCACCUCUCCUCUCUUCCCAGGGCUUCGGCAAGCCUCACUCACCGGCCUGCCACCGGGUUGGAUCCGCCCACUCUUCUCCACUUGCACCCGAAGAUCAGCAAAACCGUGGACUGGCGGGGCAAGGGCCCAGCCGAACGUCACCAACGGGAGCGCGCCGAACGAAGAUUUACUGUUCGCCCUGCGGCACGAACGGCUGGCUCCUUCUCCAGCACCUCCGCUAGAGACUAAGGGGGAGGCCUGGAGAUGUUAUACAUCAGUGUGUGUCGUGAGGGAAAGGACGUCUGAAGAGUGGGAACUGAUACAAUCUGUACCUGGGGUGUGGGCUGAGAACAACCCAUCAAGUUUAGCAGUACGUGCAGAACCAGUCCGAAUUACCCUGAAACCUCAAGCCAGCCCUAUACAACUUAAGCAGUACCCAAUUCCAAGUGAGGCCAGAGAACCAAUUCAACAUCACCUUAACAGGCUGAUGGAGUUAGGGGUGCUGACAAGUAUUACUUCUGCAUGGAACACACCUUUGCUGCCUGUUAAGAAGCCAGGGACAGAAGGCGAUUAUCGUCCAGUACAGGACUUGAGGGCAGUAAAUGAAUCCGUUAUAUCCAUGACCCCUAUAGUACCUAACCCCUACACUUUGUUGGGAAGAAUACCUGGAGGGAGUACUAUCUACACAGUAAUUGAUCUGAAAGACGCGUUCUUCAGUAUACCGUUGGCUGAAGAAGCAAUACCUUUGUUUGCCUUUACUUGGGAAGAUGUCCAAACAGGAGUUACUAGCCAGUACUCUUGGACCCAGCUGCCCCAAGGGUUCUGCCACUCCCCAUCUAUUUUUAGCCAGCAGUUGAAUAAAGACUUGAUCAGCUGGCAGGAGGAAAAUGGGCCCUUGUUAAUUUAUGUGGAUGAUAUUUUGCUCCCCAGUCCAGACUUUGAUACUUGUUGGAAAUAUUCCAAAUCUUUGUUGCAAACCUUGGAGGCCCUGGGUUACCGGGCAAGUCAGAAGAAGGCCCAGAUCUGUCAGCUGGAAGUAGAAUAUUUAGGAUUUAUAAUCCAGAAGGACCAAAGGUACCUUAGUCCAGCUCGUACUGCUGCAAUACGUUCACUACCGAGACCUGAAACUAAGAAAGAGCUCCGUACAUUGUUAGGAAUGGCCGGGUAUUGCAGGAUAUGGAUUCUGGACUAUGCCACCAUUACAAAACCAUUAUAUUCCAUGUUACAAGAAUGGAGGCCAGAAACUGCCCCUUUAGAUUGGGAGCCCUCCCACGUUGCGAGCCUGGAAAAACUGAACAAUGCCCUGCUAAACCCACCAGCAUUAGGGAUACCCGAUACGACAAGACCAUUCAAACUAUUUGUGGAUGAUAGAAGAGGAGUUGCGGUGGGAAUGCUGACCCAAGCCUUGGGCUCCUGGGAACGCCCCGUGGCGUAUCUAAGUAAGAAAUUGGACCCCGUAAGCCAAGGCUGGCCAAGCUGCUUGAGGAGCAUUGCGGCUACAUCCUUGUUGUUAACUGAAGCAUUGAAACUCACCUUCGGGCAAACCAUUCAAGUGACUGCAUCAAACUCCAUUCGAAAUCUGCUGGAAAAACAAGGGCCAAAAUGGAUGACGAGUUCCCGUUUAAUUAAAUAUACUGCCCAGUUGUGUGAAAAUCCAAACGUGAUUGUACAGGAUAGGGCAACAUUGAAUCCAGCUACAUUAAUGCCAGUGCCAGAGCAAGAGCCAGUACACGAUUGUGAAGAAAUAAUGACUAAAGUGUUCUCCAGUAGACCGGACCUAAAAGAUCAGCCAUUAAGGAAGGGACGAUCCCUAUUCUGCGACGGAAGUAGUUACUUACAGCAAGGGACUAAAGUAGCAGGAUACGCAGUAGUGGAACAAGGAGGACAUAUAGUCCGGCAUGGCAAGCUGCCCCCAGGAACUUCGGCUCAUAAAGCUGAAAUUAUAGCACUUACUGAAGCCCUACGUGAAGGAGCAGGACAGGAAGUGACAAUCUAUACAGAUAGUAAAAACGCUUUCCUCACCUUGCAAGUGCAUGGAGCCCUGUAUAAGGAAAGAGGAUUCCUCACCUCUGAAGGAAGGCCUAUAGCGUACGCACAUGAAAUCAGGGCACUCUUAGAUGCAGUGUGGAAGCCUAGGAAAGUGGCUGUGGUACAUUGUAGGGCUCAUAAAAGACAGGAUGGUCCGGUUGAAGGGCAGACUCCAUGGAUUCACUGGACCAGAGUGAAAUCAGCAGCGAAUCCAGAAUGGGAAGUAGUAACCAACACACCAGGGGCGUUGCGGAUGAGGAUCCGGAAGCGUGCCACUACUGGAAGCAGGGACAUGACGGGAGAAGCCUCCUCGGGACCGGCAACCGAGUGA